AUGAAACGCACCGUGCUUAUUACCGGUGGCGCCGGGUUUAUCGGUGCCAAUUUCGCGCACCACGUCCUGCGGGAGAGGCCGGACUGGUCGAUCAUCAACCUCGACCUGCUCGCUUACUCCGGGAACGUGCGCAACCUCGAGGGGAUCGACGAAUCCCGCCACCGCCUCGUGGUCGGCGACAUCUGCGACCGAGAGCUGGUCGACGAGCUCGUCGAGCAGUGCGACGGCGUGAUCCACAUGGCCGCCGAGAGCCACGUCGACCGCUCGAUCAACGACGCUUCCCCCUUCGUCCGGACGAACAUCCUCGGGACGCAGGUGAUCCUCGAUUCGCUCCGCGACGCGCAGAUGCGCGGGCGUGACCUCCGGAUGGCGUUCAUGAGCACGGACGAGGUGUACGGCUCGCUCCCGCUCGACCGACCCGAGCUGCUGUUCACCGAGGACUCGCAGAUCCAGCCGCGCUCGCCCUACGCCACCACCAAGGCCUCCGCGGACCUGCUCUGCCAGGCGUACCACCACACCUACGGGAUGGACAUCGUCACCACGCGCUGCUCGAACAACCUCGGCCCGCGUCAGUUCCCGGAGAAGGUGAUCCCGCUCUUCGUGACGAACCUGAUCCGCGGGAAGAAGGUGCCGCUGUACGGCGACGGGCUCAACGUCCGCGACUGGCUGCACGUCGAAGACCACUGCAGCGCCGUGCUCGCGGUCUUCGAGCGCGGAGCGGCCGGCGAGAUCUACAACGUCGGCGCGGACAACGAGCGGUCGAACCUCGAGCUGACCAAGCUGAUCCUCGAGCUCAUGGGCCACGGCGAGGAGAUGAUCGAGUACGUCGAGGACCGCCUCGGUCACGACCGGCGGUACGCGAUCGAUUCGAGCAAAAUCCAGAAGGAACUCGGCUGGCGUGCCGAGCACUCGGACUGGCCCGCGGCCCUCGAGCAGACCAUCGAGUGGUACAAGAACAACGAGGCGUGGUGGGACGAGAUCCUCCGCGGCGAGCACCAGAAGCAGGCGGUCAAGGUCUUCGUGCCGCGACGGUUCGGGGACGACCGCGGGUGGUUCUGCGAGUCGCACAACCGUCACACGCUCGCGGAGCUGGGAUUCGACAUCGAUUUCGUGCAGGACAACCACGCGUUCUCGAAGCUCCCGUUCACGAUGCGCGGCAUCCACUACCAGGUGGGCGAGCACGUGCAGGACAAGUUCGUCCGCGUGGUGACGGGCUCGGCGCUGGACGUGGCGGUGGACCUGCGGGAGGGCUCGCCGACGUUCGGGAAGCACGCGAUCGCGAAGCUCACGUCGACGAAGGGCGAGACCAUCCUCGUCCCCAAGGGCUUCGGGCACGGCAUCCUGACGCUCGAGCCGGACACGCACAUCUGCUACAAGUCCUCGGCCUCGUACGCGCCCCAGAGCGAGCACGGGAUCAUCUACAACGACCCGGCGCUCGGCAUCGACUGGGGCGUGGACCACGCCAGGGUGCAGCUGUCCGGGCGUGACGCGAAGCUGCCGGUGCUCAGCGAGCAGACGAACCUGCUCUGA
Messenger RNA from Symbiodinium necroappetens, 1530 nucleotides. Lineage: Eukaryota; Dinophyceae; Suessiales; Symbiodiniaceae. The record is from the annotation of a GenBank genome assembly.